AUGCCGUCGCAAUCGCCAGUCCUCUCGCUGCUGAGCGGCGCAGGCCUCGACUCGCGCAAGCAACGGCAGCUACGGCGCUCCCUCGCGUCACUGGGAGCUACUGUCGACACUUCCGGGGAGAACAGAUGGAACCCGAAAACGACACAUCUUAUUGCAGACGCUCCGCUUCCGUGUGUAAAAUGGGUUUGUGCUGUCGCCGCCGCUGCCAAAGUCCGGCUUUUAAAGCCAUCCUUUCUGGAAGCAUGCGUUGCGGCAAAUAAUAUCAACAUCGACACCACUCCGCAUCAGAUGCGCUUCGAUAUAAACGAGACCACGCUCUUGGCUGCGGAAAUGGACGCGCUGUGGGCUGGACGCGUCUGGCCUGCUUCGUUUGAAUACUGGCGACAGCGCGCUCAGAGGGGGACAGGUGACGGUCCUCUGUGCGAGCAUCGCGUACUCAUCCUGGGCCAGCUCAAGCCUCGGGGCGCGGCUGGCAUGGCCACCCCGUCCAACAAAAUUGUGACCGAUAUCCUUGUGUCUGCCGGGGCACAGGUCGUCAAGACUCUCGAUGACAAGCCGACGUUUGCUAUUGCCGCCCCAGGCUUGGACCCUGCAAGAUUGGUGGACCUCAAGAAAGCUCUGAAACAGGAGGUGCUUUGCCUUGGUUCAGCUUUUUUGGUCGAUCUGAUUUGCCGAGUGAGUGCCGACCCCUCGCAUUAUGUCAUGUAUGAUGCGCAGCGCACUCUUUGCGGGCCUUUACUUGAUGUUAAGUCCUGUCUGACCUUCGCAGGGCGUCUUCCUAUAUCGAAAAGGCACCUUCCUGAAGAAUGCAGACGUCGUCCACGCCGUUCAUCGAGACGGUGCGCGAAAAGGCAAAAAGAAAACGAAAUUAGCCCCGUCUGCGUCAAGCCAGCGGAUGUUAUUUCAAACGCCAGCCCUGCGAGUAGUUCGAAGAAAGGAAUGAAUAUGCAAGACGACGCUAUAGAAGUAGUAGAUGUCAAGAAGUCGUCUAUUGCCGUCGGUAGGAAUGCCCAUGCAUUCUCGACAAUCACGCCAGCACAAAAGCCAACGCCUUGCACCCCUACACCGGAAGAGGUUUCUCUACAGGAGCCUUCCGAGAGCCGCACCAGAUCAGGGAGGCCACGGAGAACGCGUAAGAGACCAAGAACCGGGGCUUCUGACGUGCGGUCUGCCUUGCAGUUUGACGGCCCGAAGAGAAUGAAAGAUGUUUCGGCUUCUCGCGCGCACUCCAGGUCUAGAAUCGAGGAGCCUCCAGUAGUCAAGGCUGUAGCAGUGGUGACUGUGACAGAUGAUGAAUACGAUAACGUCUCCAGACCAAAACGCAGGCGUGAGGUCUCUUCAAGUCUUCUUCAUGAAAUGCGUACUAGUCAGAAUCAUGAAGGAGAGAAGCGUGGGUUGGAGGGAUCCAGUGGAAAGAAAUCUGCAGAGAUAUUUUCCGAGAACCCCCAAGACACAAUUUCAAAACCUAGUCUGAGGCAUGGAAAAACUUGUUCUCGUACGGGAAGUUGUCGUCCUGGAGACAUGGACUGUGAGCUUGAGAGACCUACUGGACAAAGACUAGAGAAUGUCUCCGUACAGACCACUCGGGACGCUCCAUCAAGGCGAAAAAUUGAGAUCAAAUCACCGUCUGGUUUGUCCAAAGUUCAGAAACUUCUGAUUGAUGAUGAGUCAUCCGCAAUUGUUCAAGUGGCGAGCAAGUCACAGCGCAUCCGUAAGAGCCGAGAGGUAAUUGACGUUGAUACAAUUUCCGAGCAAGAGCCUAUAUCGGAAUAUAGCAAGAGGCCAACCCAUCACAGCUCUGCACUGCUUCAAUCGAAAUCAAUUUUUACGGUAGAAGAUGGUUACAAUUUCGUCCUUGGGAUUCUUGGUGGUAAACCAUCAAAGCGGGAGGUCGAUUGGAUUCCGCAAGCGGAGCGCAGCUAUUCUGUUGAGGAGGGAUCUGAACGCAGCUGUUCAGAUGCGCCCGUUGGCAAUGACAUCCGAAGUCUGCAUGCAAGAGAGGAAGAGAGCCCUGCAUUUGAAGUAGACGAGCCGUUGUGGUUUGAUGAUACUGAUGUUCUUGGGCAGGGGACACAAAUUAUUACACCAGCAGUUUUGAAGAGUUCCCGACCCAUAGCGGUUGACAGACCCGGCCAUGAUAGAAUGUCUGGGCGAACUGAACGCACUCGUCGAGAAUACGAAAGCAAAAAAGAAGUGGAUGUUUUCUCCAUGAAAGUCCCAAAGAAGGUUAUCAUGGUACGAAAUGUGCUUCAACCAAAGUUUGCCGCCAUCCAGAGUGCGAACGAUUUGCGCACCUCCACUGGAAUCGAGGCAGAUGAUGAAUAUUGCCAAAGUGAGGUGAAGUACAUUGAUUGGAUCAUGGGAGCUGAACGCUUGAUAGGAUGCUCACUCGCCGAUCAAGAUGAACUUGAAACGAACUCCCACGCCUCUUCUGCUCGGCGCAUUUGUUUGUCACUCGCAGAAUCAAGCUGUCUAUCUCGUUUCAAGUCGGCAGGGGGUUUAAGUGAGGUGGAAAUACUGGUACUGACUGGAAUUUGUACGCGACUCGUCAUUACGGAGGCGGGUUUUGAUUCAUGUCCGACAAUUCUUGAGGAACUUUUGUCACUUCGUGAGAAGCAAAACCAGGCCGGCUUUGACUCGUUGGAAAAAGUGUUAUCCGCGUCAGAUCCCAGUGCGGUAUCGAUACGACACCGGGCAGUUGCAACGUUGUGGUCCAUAUUGAUACUGCGUACGAGCCAAUCACCAGAGACAAAGUGCAUGCGAGCUGUUUUCAACACUGUCUGCAAAUUACGUCUGAGGAAUCUGUUUUCAAAGGCAAGGGCCCCAACUGUAGGAAACAUUGCGGUGUUGCGCAAAGGGUUGGAUUGGAUUCUGAGUUCUUCGUUGAUUGUCGCUUAUGCACAUUCAAUUCAGUUGGAUUUUAUCCGAGACUCGAGAGCGGUUGCAGAUGUGUCUGCGGCAAUGGAAAUUCCUGAGAAUUGGGACAUAGUAUGCAUGACCUUGGAACAUUUCUGCGGUGAGGUGGGACAAGUUUUGGGGCAGAAGAAGGGGAUACGCGAUGUUCUGCUGACGUACUUGCGUUGUGUGGCCCUUAAGGUUGCUCAUCGCGUUUGGAACGUAACUGAGCAAGCCCUUAACUCUUUCUCGAAAGCAAUCUCGUAUCAAAGCAAAUUUGAACAAGACAAUUGUUACUGCAAAGAACCAGCGAUGUUCGUGUCGAAAUUUCAGACUCUACUCAGUGAGAAUUCUCUAGCAGCAGGCGAUGUUGAAGAGAAUCUUCAAACUCCGUGUGAUUGUUUCUUUUUGUUAGGAUGGCGCUUUGCAGUCUAUGGCGAAGGAAACGCGAUGAAGAGAGCAACGGGAGUAAUCAAGAAUGGUUCAGUUUUUACAAACGUCAAUAUGUCCUCUCCUGGCUUUUCACGUGCUAUUAAUCAUCACGUGGCACUCACAUUGACUGUUGCGGACAGUCUAGCCUCUACAAGUGCAAACGGGGAAUAUUUGCUGUGUCGAACUCUAACUUCAAAAUGCCCGAGGAUAGAGACAGUUAUGGACCGAUAUGCUAUACAUGCCAAGGAAGAUGAGCAAUGUUGGAAAGCUACAAUAGAAGCUAUUGGGGUGAGAUGUCGUGCUCUGCACGCUAAGGGGGGCAGCAGUCAUGUGUAUACAAACUGGCUAGCACAGAGUGUGAUCGGGUCUUUCCGCAAAGUGAGGAAGUCAAGGGAGAAGGGAAGUAUUCCAGUGCAGCAUCGGGAGGAACUGCGAGUCCAGGAAUCUGUGUUUACUAAUCUUGCACUGAUGGCGCUUUCGAGUAUUCGAGAUGCAACAGAUUUGCUCAUUGCGAAAGCGUUUGAAGGAGACGCAGGAGCGCAGGCGGGUGUGAUGUCGUACGUAGACAAGUCUGAAGUGAGCGUACCGAGUUUUGCCCGCCUUGCCGGUGACCUUGCGUUACAAAUGAGGUCUGCGCCAGAAGAGUCAACAAAUCGCAGCAAGAUAUUGCUUUUGUCGGCACUACUGGGUGUGAUUGCGAAUGAAUUGAGGCUGGUUGCCCAUUUGCAGAGCAAGAGCAUGAAGAAGACUAACGAUCACAGGGAUGGUGGCAUAUCAGAGCAACUAAAACGAAAGAUCGAGUCUUUCGAGAAGAAGUCAAGCUUAGAAACAAUGUUGGUGAACAUCCUGGCGAACGAUGUUUGCCAUGAGGCGAGCGAUUUGAGUGUGAAAGUAAAACGCAGCGCGGCUCAAGGUCUAGCUCAGUUGAUGGAAGUAAGUCAAUGGCAAAGAGAGAGUCCAGUAGGCGAGGAUGAGAGACGGAAGACGGUAGAGGUGCUACGACGAGGGCGUCUAUGCGGAUUUGAGCGAGAGAAGUUGGGUGUGGAAGGGCAAGGUGGGGGAGAGAGAGGAGCUUCUAGAAGAAGAAUUGAGAAUCGCGCAAGAAUUCAAUUUUGGAGCGAGGUGUUUGCUGGGCAUUGGGGAAGGUACUUUGUGGAAAUGACCAACAGGACGAUGCAGGGCUCUCUGGUUGGUGUUUUAACAGCAGGAAUCGCCUACCUCUCUGAAGAACGCGAUAAUGAAUAUCGAAUGAUGAUUCGAAGAUUGGUUGGGUCUGUAGGACGACUGGGUGGGUAUGCGGAGUUGAUGGGUCGAUGGGCAUCACAAGUGUACGCGCUUGGAGACAACAGAGCUAAGGAAGGAGCGAACAACGACGGAGAAUGGACAGUGCCAGCUUCGGUUCAGUGUGUGGUGGACAUAGUGAGAAAUGUUGCACGUGCGCAGACGGUUGGGGAUGUACAACAAUUGGUUCAAGGGCUGCGCCAGUGCGCGGGCGGGUGGAUAGGGUAUGGGCAAGACAUGGAUAAUGUGCGGGAUGGGGUGUGUAUUUAUUCUCAUCUAUUAUGUGUAUGGGCGCAGACACAAGGAACGAGUAGGCUAAUGUGCGAUUCGCGGUGGAUUCAGGAAUGGCUAGGACCAAUCAGACAAGGGGUGCAACGACUGCAAGGGCGGCAAUGGCAAGGGGAGGCGGUAGAGAUGCGUUCGACUCUCUGGUGGGUGCAAGAGCGGGUGAUGGGGGCGCUGGGGAUGGUAGAGCAAAACGGACGGGAUCUCGAAAGACGAGUGUGCGUGACGAGGCUGGUCAACUGCUUCACACAAGGAAGUGGGACACUGGGAGGAUUUUGGCGCAGUGGGCGGGUUGAAGUCGGGGAUGGGUCGCAGGUUGGAAGAGUGGACGAGCGGCGAAGAUUCGAACGCAACGUGCGCGAGUGGCAAAAAGUGGUCUUCCACGUGGCUGUGGACGACCGACUGCGAGACCAGGGGUGGUUACAGAGCAAUACGGAACUUGGCUACGCGGUGUCUCGGCUGGUUGAAGCGCUCGAGCACUUUCGACGGGACGGUGAGCGGUGUGCUGUGCUCCUUUGGCAGGCACGGCAGGUGUACGGUCGAGCUAUGGCGGGCGCAGUGUUGAAGCGGGUGGAGGGCAACGCGAGACUGAGACGGCAGUGGCGGGAUGUGGAGAGGCUGAUCACAUCGGAGCCGUGA
Molecule: messenger RNA, 5532 nt
Organism: Chondrus crispus (carragheen)
Lineage: Eukaryota; Rhodophyta; Florideophyceae; Gigartinales; Gigartinaceae
Exons: 1
Coding region: 1-5532 (1843 amino acids)
Source: RefSeq, a predicted model, not a curated record